UUGAUUUGCGGAAUGAAGACACCACUGGCUAGUGUCGCAGUUUAGGAUAGCAAACAGGUUAAGAAAAUGAGUUUGCUUCACGUGAUACGUGGGGCUUUACUUGUAUCGUUUUCUAUUAUUUUUACUGUAGUGCUUGGAUUUGGACUCCCGGUAUUCGUAAAUGCCAUAGCUAAAUACUGCGGUUUUCCGGAGACCAGUACAGCGGAGUGCAUUGUCGGGGUGUAUUUAAUUUUUGUGCUUUACAUCGCGACACCACGGAUAUCCAGAGGGUCGGUCAAGGUGAACGGAAAGGCAGUGCUCAUCACAGGCUGUGAUUGCGGUUUUGGUCAUGUGGCAGCCAAGCAUCUACACAAGAUGGGCUUCACUGUCUUUGCUGGAUGUCUUUUCAAGGAUCAGGUUGGAGAUGGGGCAAAGGAGCUGGAGGAGAUGAAUUCAGACCGUAUGAAGGUGCUCCAGUUGGAUGUCUGCAGUGAGGAGCAGGUGGAAAAAGCUGUGGAGUAUGUAAAGACACACCUGGAAGACCCAGAGAGAGGUCUGUGGGCAGUGUUGAACAACGCCGGUGUGUCUACAUUUGGAGAGGUGGAGUUUACAACCAUGGACACGUACCGCCACGUGUCAGAGGUCAACCUGUGGGGGGUCAUCAGGAUAACCAAGGCCUUUCUUCCCCUCAUUCGCAAGGCCAAAGGUCGUGUGGUCAACAUGGCCAGUAUGUAUGGACGGAUGGGCAAUGCCAUGCGUUCUUCAUACUGUGUGUCCAAAUACGGCGUGGAGGCCUUCUCCGACUGCCUGCGCUACGAGAUGAAGGCAUGGGGCGUAAAGGUCUCCAUCAUCGAGCCAGGGAACUUUGUAGUGGCUACAGGCAUUCUGACUCGGGACAUUGUGUCCACCACUGCUGAGAAGCUGUGGAGAGAGGCGCCCUCUGGUGUACAGGAGGAGUAUGGGAAGGGGCACUUCGACAAAAACAUAGCCUUAAUGAGGUCAUACUGCACAGGCGGAUUGAAGGAUAUACAGCCUGUCCUGGAUGACAUCACUGACGCCAUCACCUCACGCCGCCCGUUCACACGCUACAACCCCAUGGAACCCCACCUGUGGAUCAGAAUGCAGGUGAUGACAUACCUGCCGGCGCUCAUAUCUGACUUCCUCUACUUCUGAGUGUAACAGUGUCACAUUGCAUCAGUCAUUGACCCUGUAAACUUCAGUCUAAAUUAGUGAAUUUAAAUUAAUCCUGCUUAUACUAAAGUUGUCUAUGAGUUCCUGUUACCCUGGUAACAUGGUCGAGGUGCCAUAGCUAACUCAGUAGUCUUUUAUACUUGAUCACUAGGGUAUGAAGCUUAUAUUCACACUAAACGCUGGUUAAUUAAAAAAGAUAUAUUUGCACGUUGGGUGUUUCCUUGUUUGUGUGUACGUGCAGCUGUAUGACCUGCACCGUUACUGUCUGAUGUGUUGCAACUGUAUGUUCGCUGGAGGCCUCCACACCUUCAGUUCUGAAUGUCUGGGGCCCCUCCCUCUGCUGGGGCCCCUCCCUCUGCAGGGAUCUGGGCCUGUAAUCCAUAGAGCAUUUCAGUGUGGUGGUUAUCUGGUCCCACCUGUCAGUAGCAGUCAGACUGUUUGUGAUCUGACAGGCUUAGCUGUUCCUGGACCAGCAAUUCACCACUCGGGUGUUUUCUGGAUACGGGCCCUGAGCUGGAGCACAAAGAGUGGUCCUGGUGUUCUUUUUGGGCUUGGUCCGGAACAGGACAGGGCUGGCUGCUGGUGAGACUUGGCUGGAUCCGUCAGAAGUUAUGUAAUGACUACAGACUGGCUUUGUGUUGCUGUUCUAACCGCUUGUAUUCAUCCACACAUUUGGUUUUAAUAAUAGGAGGACUUUGGUCAUUCAGAUAUGUUUAUUCAAGCUGUUGAAUGUAUUCAUGACAUUUUUGUAUGAAAGAUUUUGUACUUGGUAAGAUGUGAUUUUGUAUAUUGGAAUAAUUGUGAAAAAGAUAACAGUAAAAUAAUAUCACUGAGUUUAUUUGAAAGGUUGAUUUGGAAUAAGUACAACUGUGAUAAAGGAUUGUUAGAUUUGUCAGA
Messenger RNA from Esox lucius (northern pike), 2067 nucleotides. RefSeq names its product 3-hydroxybutyrate dehydrogenase, type 1 (gene bdh1). Bases 67 to 1152 code for a protein of 361 amino acids. The transcript has 5 exons. The record is from RefSeq and is a predicted model, not a curated record. NCBI's taxonomy places the organism in Eukaryota, Metazoa, Chordata, Actinopteri, Esociformes, Esocidae. Gene Ontology annotation, molecular function: oxidoreductase activity.